CUAUUCCUAUUAUCUAAAGAUCUGAAUGUUUAUUUUACAAUGGAGGUGAAAUUUUUGAUGUUAAAAUUAUUUUACACUGAUGGCAGAUGGAAAACUGAUAAAUGUUAUAUUUAAUAGGCUUCCUCUAUUUUCUUUUAUCGCUUUGUAUAUUCAUUCUAGCUCAAAAAGAAAGUGGAAUUCUUUUCCAUCUUAAUGUAUAACGCAAUCCGGAAAAGUAGAAGUAAGGCAUUAAAAUUAACAUUUUCAGCUCAAUAUGUUUAAUGUUGUUAUUUAAAUUUUGAUGUAUUAUUAGUUUAGAAUUAAUAUGUAUUUAAACUUUUCCUUUGACGCGUUGCGUAUUUUUCGCACGGAUGCCCCCCCCUUUACGUGCGCACUAUUUGAAAGUCGGCAUGUUGUUAUUAUUUCUCUUAUUUUGUUUACUCUCUUGGGUGACGAUCACCUUUCACUUGCAAGGAACCCUGAAGGCUAAAAAAGCUCCCAUCGAAUCUUAUAAUCGAUUAGUUCUCCUCCCAAAUAUAUAUAUAUAUAUAGAGAGAGAGAGAGAGGGAGUUAUAUAAAUUUUUUAGGGUACUCUUUAAGUCUCGAUUGAGACGUGGGCGAGGGGAAAGAGAGGGGAUGCUACGGCGUUCAGGUCUUUUCCGCUUCCGCAUGAAGCUGGGGGAAAUGUACGUCGAUUACAAACUCGUCUCCCGCGAUCACCGCAAGGGGAUUCGGGUCGAGGAGGCUCUUGUGGAUCCACAGCUUCCCACCACGAUUCUCCCGCUUAGUUGGCUGGAAGGGUUGCGCAGCCCUUCCCGUCGACUUCCUACGGGGUAUCACGUUGAGGAGGCGGUGUAUGUCGCGCCGAAUUACGGCAAUCGAGAAGAAAUGAAGGGGAAGGCGCCCGCAACGGCCUCUUCCACCUCUUCUUCUUCUUCCUCUUCUUUUCCACCCCCCAAUGCGAUUCGUGCGGGGCCGGUGGUGAUGUAUGUCACCGGGCAAACCAUCCCCGUCGUGUUAAACCCUUUUUUCGUGGAGGAAGAGGCAUGGGGAUGGGGAGGAGGAGGAAGGGGUGGAGGGGGACCUCAACCCCCCUCCCCAUCCGCCUCCCCGGUGGAGCUUGACCUUCGAAUCGGGAUGGACGCGAUUGAGCAGUGUUCCCUUUUCGCGGAGCUUCGCCCGGGCGGUCUGCUUUACUCGAAACUCCCGCAUAAAGAUCUGGAAGCCGCCUUGGAGGCGCCGCAGGCGGUGUUGGCGAGGUAUGGCAUGCGUUGUGGAUUGGCGGAGUCGCCGCUCGUUCCGCGGCCGUGGACGAGAAUGCGCUACAUGUUUAUUGAGGAGCUCCAGCGCGGACCCGAGAUGACGGAGUUUGUCGGGCAUAACCCCCGCAGUGGUGUUCCCUGGCGUUUUUCGCAGCACACCAAACACUUUCGACGGGGGAUUUGGCGAGAAAUUGUGCGGCGAAAUCAGAUGAACGAAGGGCUGCAUGUGCAUAGUAGCUGGCAGAAGUCGCCGCAACAGUCGGUGCCGGAAAUUCGCUUCCUCGCACCUUUUCCGUAG
Molecule: messenger RNA, 1539 nt
Organism: Phytomonas sp. EM1
Lineage: Eukaryota; Euglenozoa; Kinetoplastea; Trypanosomatida; Trypanosomatidae
Source: the annotation of a GenBank genome assembly